AUGGUGUACUUGAAGCCAACUAGAUCACUUCGAGAAGCAGCGGAAAAAGCUGCUAAAUCAGUGGAUAUCCAUGUACGGGCCGCGUCUUCUUCAUCCAGCAAAUGCUCCGGUAAGAACAGUAAUGAUCCUUCUUGUCAGAAACCUGUUAGUGAAAAUGCAGUGGUCAUUGCAGUUAGUGUAGUGGUACCGAUUGUGGUGAUUUGUAUGGUUUUAGGAUACUUUUGGUAUCGUAAUUAUCGGAAGUAUAAGAAGGAAGAAUUAGAUCAAGAUCCAGACUUUUUUGAGAAUGGCGAAGCAACUGCUCUCCCAGAUCUUAGCAAACAAUACGAAUUGGAGAAUCCAUUUGAAGCAGAUGAUACUGCUAAAUUCCCUCGUCCUCGUCCAGGUUCAAGAGCUGUAUAUGGCUCCAAUGGCCACAACCAUUCGGAGGUCUCUUUACCUCAAUCGUAUACUAACGAAAAACGGUUUGAUUCAUUUGUUCUUCCGUAUUCAAAUCAAACAGCUUCCAAGGCAGAUCUUGAUGAGUUUGCAAGACAUAUUGGAGUAACCGAUAGAGCCUCAACAUUAUAUUUGGAUAGCAGAAACUCUAGCGUGACCAAUCUAGACGGUGGUGCUGCUAGCUCUUACAUUUCUCCUACAAAGAAGAACCACAAGCACAACCAAUUACCUUCUCCGACGGUGAUGACUUCUCCAAGUCCUAAAAAGAAACCUAGAGACUAUGCUCAUUUGCCUAAUCUGUCCGAAACAGCUUUAGCCUUAGGAUCUGCACCUGUUGUGGAACGUCUAGCAGAUGAUGGUGAUUCUUCAUCAUCUUCAACCAAUGACUUUGAUAUUAAAUAUGAGAAUAACAACUCUCGAUCUGCCUUGGUUGAAGAACGCGAUGAUGAUACCGCGACUUCAUCAAGAGUGGUUAGUGACAAGACCAAAAUGGAGACUGAGACAACUUUGAACACUACAAUGGAGUCUCCUUUCGUUGAGUCCAAGGACAUCAACAAUAGAAAUGAUAACGAAAAUAACCAUGAUAACGACAAAACAGUAACAGCAAAGAAAUCUGUGAGAAUAUCAGAUUUUAAUAUGCUUUUAAAUGAUAGCUCUGCAGCUGAACUCUCUAACAUGGAUCCUGAGGAGGAGGAAGUGCUUGCCCAACAAGAAGAAGAAGUCAAGAGAAUGAAAUCCAUAUAUCAAGUGUAUUUUGACAGAAAUAAGUCAAUGAAGGUCAACAAUAAGGAAAAUAACAAUAGUAAUGAUGUUGAAAAUCACCCUCCCAUGCCACAAAUCGUCUUACCUGAAGAAGCUGGUGAGGAUUCUUCAUCAUUAACACCAAACGAAGAAGAUCCUGAUGGUCAUUUGAAAAUCAACAAGGAGCUCAAAGCAAAUAAUGAUUAUGAAAAAAGAUUCACCACUGCAUCCUCCAUUUAUACGGAGAAUGUGCUUUUCAACGCUGAUGAAGGUAAUAAUACACAAUAUCCUCACCAGCAACAAUUUGAGUACCAAAACUACAACCAAUAUCCUGUUUAUGAUCAAUACGGACAACCUAUUCAAUAUCAAUAUCAACUUGAUCCUAAUUAUCCGGUUCAGAGUGACCAAUAUGGUCAAGAAUAUAUUCCACCUUCGGAAUUACCUCCAUUACAAAAGCUUAAGAAUGCCUCUGACAUUAGAAAAUCAACUCUUCAGACUUACACUGAUUUUGAACCUCAUUUGAAAGGGUCUGCAUUGGUAGGUCAAAAGUCUGCAUUUGAUCCUGUCACUCAACCGGAAGUAUGGUCAUCUCCAGCCAUAAGUCAGGAGACAUUCGCUAAACCAAAUGAAUCUGUGGCCAGCUUGCCAUCUUCAUCAUUAGGUACUACCCCAUCAGCAUCUCAAUUGGCAAGACAAUCGGUUGUCAUGACUAACCCCACAGCCAUUCCCAAAAAGACCAAGUUUAGACCAGCAGGACGAAUCAAUGUUCCAGCCCCAGUACAACAAGCAUACGGUAGUCCUUAUCAGCAGCAUCAGUUCGAUGGUAGUAACGAACAAUUUCUAGAUGUGACAGGUUCAGACAGUGACCUUAUACCUGGUAACAGAAAGAGUGAUAUUAGAAGGAUGAUGAACUCAAGUUUUUGA
Lizanozyma spartinae is the source of this 2103-nucleotide messenger RNA. RefSeq lists its product as uncharacterized. NCBI's taxonomy places the organism in Eukaryota, Fungi, Ascomycota, Pichiomycetes, Serinales, Debaryomycetaceae. The record is from RefSeq and is a predicted model, not a curated record. The transcript has a single exon. Bases 1 to 2103 code for a protein of 700 amino acids.